Rhagoletis pomonella (apple maggot) is the source of this 1102-nucleotide messenger RNA. RefSeq lists its product as uncharacterized. NCBI's taxonomy places the organism in Eukaryota, Metazoa, Arthropoda, Insecta, Diptera, Tephritidae. The transcript has 2 exons. Bases 166 to 927 code for a protein of 253 amino acids. Gene Ontology annotation, molecular function: nucleic acid binding; zinc ion binding. The record is from RefSeq and is a predicted model, not a curated record.
UUACAGCGAAGCGAGCAGAGAAAUGACCAGACAUCUAUCAACGCAGCAGAACAAACGGCACAAACAAAUGCACAUGCAAACAUCAACGCUAUAGAUUUUGAGUUGUUGGUACGCGAAGCAAACCUGCUAAAGCGUGAAAAAGAAAUAUUGGAAAGAGAAAACGCAAUGCUUCAGCGGCAAUUGAGUGGUAGUGAAAUAGCGAGUAACACAAUAGUAACCCAACGAACAAUAUCAUUGGAUAUGAUACAAAAUAUGAUUCCAGAGUUCAGCGGCGGAACCAACGUUAGUGUUUGGGUGGCACAAAUUAAAAAUAUUGCUAGCGGUUACGAUAUUAAGGAAAAUGAGUUGCGCAUAUUGAUGCUAAACAAAUUGAAAGGCAAAGCACAGCAUUGGCUACACAGUAUUCCAAACUUUGCAACUGAAGAAUUGAACUCCUUAAUAUCUCAAAUGGAAAACGUUUUCGGCUCAAAGGAAAGCCGCGUGCUGUUGCGACGUCGAUUUGAAACUCGACAAUGGAAGGCCGGUGAAAAUUUUUCACAAUAUUUUAACGACAAAGAAAUGCUCGCAAGUCAGCUACAGCUUAGUGAAGAAGAGUUAGUAGAAUACGUAGUUGAAGGCAUAGCAGACGACCGGUUGCGUACCCAAGCUUAUUUACAGUGCUAUACAACAAAGGAGCAGCUAGGGAAGGCCUUCACUAAAAUUGAAGCAGGGCGAAAGACGACAACAACAACGACUACGAGUGUAGCUGGUGCCCAGAUGCGCGAUGUUAGAUGCUACAAUUGUAAUAGUCGGGGUCAUAUUGCACCGAACUGCCGUAAACCAAAACGCGACGUCGGCGCAUGCUACGCGUGUGGCAGUAAGGACCAUCGAGUGGCAGCAUGUACGGAUAAAAAGAAUAUUCAUAUGGUCGACGAAUAUAAUGUUUAAUUGACACAGGAAGUCCAAUCAGCUUCAUAAGGCGAUCAUACGUUAAAGACAAACUAAAUCUAAAAUCUUUAUUAAAGUUAAAUUCUUGCUACUUUGGUUUAAAUGAUAUACAAAUUGUAACUUAUGGAAAGUUUUUAUGUUAUGUCAAAAUAAAAAAUGAAUAUUUUGCAUUUAA